Bolinopsis microptera is the source of this 1325-nucleotide messenger RNA. RefSeq lists its product as uncharacterized. The record is from RefSeq and is a predicted model, not a curated record. The transcript has 7 exons. Lineage: Eukaryota; Metazoa; Ctenophora; Tentaculata; Lobata; Bolinopsidae. Bases 69 to 1184 code for a protein of 371 amino acids.
UUGCUCUGGAGGAUUCUCUAAAUUUUGAGUUGUCCACCCAGGCAUUGUUAACGUUGUCCAUUAUUUAAAUGUUUGCUUAUUCGAGCACCGAUAAGAUGCCCAACCCCAACCGUAGCUUCUUACCACCUAUACCCGUCCCCAUCAGGUCCCGACUCGGUUUAGUUGGGUCAGAACCUAUGGCUAAACUUUCAUCCAGAACACAUUUCCCAUCACUCGACCAAGAGAAACCCCGACGUUCAGAAACGAACACAAACAUGGAGAAGAUAAGCACCAAGGUAAGCAGAAAGAAGGGUGAUCAGAAGAAUAAUCCAGUAACCAGUCCUCCACCAUCUGCCAGCAGUAGCAGAAAACGCGGUGGAAAUACCGGGAAGUCCAAAUCCUCAUCAUCUAAAAACACAGCCGAAUCUCAGGUGUCUCUUGUGAAUGUGAUAAGGCUACAGAGAAGCAACAGUUCCAAAUGUAGCUUGAAACUUAAGGACGAGGAACCCGCGGAGCCUCAAGCCUUGCGCCGGGCGACUGUGGAGCUUAAGUCUGGAAAUAACUUCUAUCUUCCCAAGAGGAAGCUUAUCCACAAACCUCUGGAGCCCUUCAAACUGUUCAUUAAUGAGAAACACGCCCUAGCUAAACUUGUCUGGCUCUACCUUCUGGAGUCCCAGAUGCCGUUCCAGAAGAUAAACAUAACGUCUAAGGAGGGCGCGGAGGCGACAUCAUCAGUUCCGUCCUAUUGUAAACACUGCAUAUUCGUGGAUGGCGACAACUCCAUGGGACAGCCGACAGCGAUUAUCCGUCAUAUUUGUAACAACUACACUAACAACCUGUUAAUGGGAGCAGACACGAGCCAAAUCAGCCAGGGGUUCAGCUGGCUACACUGGGCUGUUUCUGUUCUUCACAGAGAUUUGUUCUAUCUAAAUAACGGACAGUUGAAGAGAGGGGCUACUAAGGACACUACAAACGAGCUGGUCAAGUCGUCUCUAGAUAGUGUUUCUCUCUACUUUGAUAUGUUGGACAAAAUAUUCACAAGUAGAGACUACCUGCUGGGGAGCGUGGCCUGGUUCUGUGACAGUGCUGUUGCUUUAAUCCUCGAAGAUGCCUCCUCGCUCUCCCUCUCCUCCUGGCCCAAAGUACUCGACUGGUUGGAACGAGUUAAGGAGCAGCCCAAUUGGAGUGUUGUGACAGCACUCUGAUCAAAAUGUGUGGCUUUUUGAGCAGAGAAUGGAAAACGAUUUUACGGUAUUAAUUUUUACCAAAAGUGAAGUGAUAAUGUAACUGUAAGCGGCGGUACACUGAAUGCGAUUCAUGAAGCAUCUGAGAUAUGAAGAGAUACA